Onychostruthus taczanowskii (white-rumped snowfinch) is the source of this 1459-nucleotide messenger RNA. It is a transcript of the gene GRWD1, whose product is annotated as glutamate rich WD repeat containing 1. Bases 23 to 1417 code for a protein of 464 amino acids. Gene Ontology annotation, molecular function: protein binding. Lineage: Eukaryota; Metazoa; Chordata; Aves; Passeriformes; Passeridae. The record is from RefSeq and is a predicted model, not a curated record. The transcript has 7 exons.
GCCGUUUCCCCUCACGGCCAAGAUGGCGGCGCGGCGCGGCUCCUCCAAAGCCCGAGCUCCGAAUCGCCUGCGGGCCCCGAAUCGCGACCGGCCCCGGGUCCGCAAUCGCGACAGGGCGGACGCGGAGCCCCCCGGCCGCGUGUACCUGCCCGGGACGGGGCCGCCGCUGGGCCCCGACGAGGAGCUGGUGAUGGAUGAGGAGGCGUACGUGAUGUAUCACCGCGCCGGCACCGGGUCGCCGUGCCUGAGCUUUGACGUGGUGCGGGACGGGCUGGGGGAGGGGCGCGAGGAGCCCCCGCUGUCGGUGCUGCUGUGCGCGGGAACCCAGGCCGAGACCCCCGGGGCCAACCGGGUGCUGCUGCUGCAGAUGCAAAACCUGCACGGGCUGCGGCGGGGGAAGGGCGGGGACAGCAGCGACAGUGACAGUGACAGCGACAGCGACAGCGACCAGGACGGGGAGGGCAGGGAGCCACAGCUGCUGCUCAUCAUGGCCCCCCACUACGGGGGCAUCAACAGGCUGCGGGUGACGUCCCUCGGGGGGUCCCCGGUCGCGGCCGUGUGGUCGGAGCGGGGCCAGGUGGAGGUGCUGGCUCUGAGGGGGGCCCUGGGGGCCCUGGGGACGGAAUUUGGGGAGGGGGAUUUGGGGAGGGGGCCCAAGAGCGUCCAGCAGGGAGCCCUGCCCGCGCUCGCCACCUUCAGCGGCCACAUGGACGAGGGGUUCGGGCUGGACUGGAGCCCCCUGAGCCCAGGCCGGCUGCUGUCCGGGGACGUGCGCGGGCGCAUCCAUCGCUGGGAGCCGCGCGAGGGCGGCUGGGCCGUGGACCAGCGGCCGCUGCUCGGCCACGGCGGCAGCGUCGAGGACAUCCAGUGGUCGCCCAGCGAGGCCUCGGUGUUCAUCUCGUGCUCCUCGGACGCCUCCAUCCGCGUGUGGGACGUGCGGGCGCCGCCGGGCCGCGCCUGCCAGCUCGCCGUGGCCUCGGCGCACGACGGCGACGUCAACGUGCUCAGCUGGAGCCGCCGGGACGCGGCCGCGCUGCUCAGCGGCGGCGACGACGGCGCCCUGCGCCUCUGGGACCUGAGGAGCGUGCGGAGCAGCCCCUCGAGCGUGGCCACCUUCAAGCAGCACCGCGGGCCCAUCACCUCGGUGCAGUGGCACCCGGGCGAGAGCGGCGUGCUGGCGGCGGCGGGCGAGGACGACCUGGUGACCCAGUGGGACCUGGGCGUGGAGAGAGACCCCCAGGACGUGGGGCAGGGGGCCGGGGAGGGCGAGGGGCUCUCGGAGCUGCCCCCCCAGCUGCUGUUCCUGCACCAGGGCGAGAGGGAGGUGAAGGAGCUGCACUGGCACCCGCAGUGCCCGGGGCUGCUGCUGUGCACCGGGCGCGAGGGCAUCGCCGCCUUCCGCACCAUCAGCGUCUGAAUUGGGGUGAAAACAUCAAAAACUGGGUUAAAAUACCCAAAA